UCGUUGCAUUUUUAUUUGUUUUUUAGUAUAAGCGGUGACAAUGACAACUGAAGUUGGCUCAGAGACUGAAGUAAAGAAAGAUUCUGAGCAGGUGGGACCAGACAAAGCCAAGGACAAGCCUGAAGAAGCCUCAGAAACUCCAAGAAAUGAUAAAUCCAGGAAAGCAUCCUCCGAAGAAACUCAAGAUUCUCCUGUCCCAGCACCAACAAGCCCUAGUAGCCCAAGUAGCCCGAAGAAGGAAAAAGAUUCAUCUGAAAGCAAGGGUAUUUCUCGUUUUCUUCCUCCCUGGCUUAAGAAACAAAAAUCCUAUACUUUGGCAGAGCCCAAAGAUGAGGCCAAGAAAAGAGCAACAGGGGAAGAACAAGUAGCUGAAGAAAGUGAAAGCCAUCCAUCUGAGGGGAUGGCUCAGCCAAAAAGGAGCUUGGAAACAGUGGCUGAAAAUAAUGCUAAAGGAGAUGACAAAGAAGAAAAACAUUCUGUUAGUAGUGCAGAAACACAGCCUGCCAAAGAAGAUGGUAAAGAAAUUGAAGUAGAAAAGGUUGCAGAAGAAAAAGAAGAAAAGGAAAAAAGGGAGACAAAAGAAGUGCAGACAGCUGAAAGUAUUCCCCAGAAGCCUCCUAAGAAAAUUAAAACUGUGCAGUGUAAAGUGGUGCUCUUGGAUGGCACAGAAUACAACUGUGAUCUAGAGAAAAGAGCAAAAGGACAAAUUCUAUUUGACAAAGUGUGUGAACAUCUCAAUUUACUGGAAAAGGACUAUUUUGGGCUGUUGUUUUAUGAGAAUUCAGAUCAGAAGAACUGGCUAGAUUCUUCAAAGGAAAUUAAGAGACAAAUUAGAAGUUUACCUUGGCUGUUCACUUUUAAUGUGAAAUUUUAUCCUCCUGACCCUUCUCAAUUGACUGAAGACAUCACUAGAUAUUUCUUGUGCCUACAGCUUCGCCAAGAUAUUGCCUCUGGUCGACUGCCAUGUUCUUUUGUGACUCACGCCCUCCUGGGUUCAUAUACCCUGCAGGCUGAAAUGGGUGAUCAUGACCCAGAGGAGCAUCGUAGUGACUACAUCAGUGAAUUUCAGUUUGCACCCAAUCAAACUCAAGAAAUGGAGGAAAAAGUAGCUGAGUUACACAAAACACACAGGGGCCUGACUCCAGCACAGGCGGAUUCCCAGUUCCUAGAAAAUGCGAAGAGGCUCUCAAUGUAUGGAGUGGAUUUGCAUCAUGCCAAGGAUUCUGAAGGCGUGGAUAUCAUGCUGGGUGUAUGUGCUAAUGGACUACUCAUUUACAAAGACAGACUGCGAAUCAACCGCUUUGCUUGGCCGAAAAUUCUGAAGAUUUCCUAUAAGAGAAGUAAUUUCUACAUCAAAGUCAGGCCAGCGGAACUGGAACAGUUUGAGAGCACUAUUGGAUUCAAAUUGCCAAACCAUCGGGCUGCUAAGAGGUUAUGGAAGGUUUGUGUGGAGCACCAUACUUUCUUCAGACUUUUAUCACCAGAACAGCCUCCAAAAUCAAAGUUUCUAACCUUGGGUUCCAAGUUCCGCUACAGCGGACGUACGCAAGCACAGACACGGCAGGCUAGCAACCUCAUAGACAGACCGGCUCCUUACUUUGAGCGCUCUUCAAGCAAACGUGUUUCCAGAAGCCUUGAUGGUGCUACCAUGAGUAUCUCAGACCAAAGUCUGCUAAGAGACUUCCGUACUACAAGAGGGCAGCCUGGAGGAGACAAAAUCAUUGACCUUGAAGCUGCUGGACAAGCCAAGUUGAAAGAAGGUGGCAGAGAAGAUGAUGGAAGCCCACUCAAAACUCCACAAUUAGAGUUGAUUCAGGAUGGAAAGAAUUUAUUUCUUCAGCUCACUCGCAUACACCCACCAUCACUACCCAUCCAUUCUGCAUCAUCACAUCUCACAAACUUGUCACCUAUCCCUGAGAUGGACAUGCUUUCAGAUAUUUCAGAGGAAGAUCUUCUCUGUGAGCCUGUCCUUGCCAUUCCAGAUGUCUUGGAAUGUAAUUCUAUGAGAGAAAUUCCAGAUCAUAAAGAAAAUAAAAUAGCUCCACCGAACAAUAACUUUGAAUCUAUGAGAGCCCUAGCUAGUCAAGGCCCUCCUGCCAUGGAGGGAAAAAUCUGUAGAAAUGAAUACAAAAAUACUGAAUUGUGUGUCUCAUUCAGCUUUAUCAGAUGCUUUUCUUUUUGUUUCCGAUCGCUGCUUGAUGAAGAUGGUUAUAUUAGUUUUCCUAGCCUUCCUGAUGUUUGCAUCUCUUUCCUCCCACCUGGUCUUCAGCACUAUGUUCCUAUCACCUCUCCUUCCUUCAUCCCUUCUUUUCUCCUUAUCUUUGUGCUGCUUCUCUCAGCUUUCCAGUCUAUUCCUCUUUCACUCACAUUUUCCCUUCCUCUCGCUCUGUCCCUCUGCUACCUGGAGCCUAAAGCGACUUCAUUUAGUGCCUCUUAUGACAAUGACCUGAAUGACAAAGCAGAGGAAGAGGAGGUGUGUAAUUCUGUUGCUUAAAUGUUGACUCAAUGUAUAGCCAUUAUGCUAGUUCUCCCAGAGGCUUCCUCAGUUUUGCACACUGGCAGGGAUAUGUGUAUGUAUCUUUCUAACUUUUUCUGUUUUUGAAAAACUGCCAUUCGGGAAUCUUUAGUUAAUAGGUGGGGUUUUUUUGCUUUUGGUUUUUUUGGGGGGGUUGGUUGAUUUUUGCCUGAGUUCAUGCAGCAAGCAUAAUUUUCUGAUCUUCCACUCUACUAAGGUAGAGUUGCUUUGUAGUUCAAAAUGUUUAGAAACAGAAAAAAACUGAAAACUGUUGUGAAAUAAUAUACUUAAUAUUAUUAUUACCUGAUAAUAAUUGCAAUUUGCAUUACUUGCACUGUCAGUUUGUGUGUUAAAAUGCUUAUCUCCUCAGUGCAUUCACUUUGCAGUGCACAUCUCAGAAGUUAUGUGAAGAUCUGAAAAGUGCAAUUCCUAAAUGCUGAAUCCAAAAACUAUUAUUGUGAUUUCUUUAAAAGUAGCUUUUGCUAUUAUAGAUUUUCAGAUGUUUCCGUUCAACAAAGAUAUGUUCAAAGUUGAGUCUAAGAUUUUUUUUUUCUGAAGUACUUUCAUUAAUCUUUAGCAGUAGUUAAGGCAAAGACUGAUUUGAUUCCUUAGCUGAGAUUUCAGGUUUUGCCAGACUUUAAUCACUGAACUCUGAACUGUCUUUGAAAUACACUAUUAUAAUUGCUAUACAGAAGCCUCUUUCACAUUAAUAUGUUGCUCUGAUCAUCUGGAGUGAUUGACAAAAUGCCUCCUUUUCUUUACUGUACGUGUUAGAACAACAACACCAUGCACUAGAAAAAAGUGGUUUAUUUUGAUCCUCAAAGUAAAUGUAGAGCAAUAUAAUGGAAUCAAAAAUGGGGAAGAGGGCCUGUUCAAUGUUACAUUUAAUGAACUUGCUUAAACCAAUUCAAUCAAUAGUUAUGGUAUAUAUUAAAAACUUGCUAAAUAGGACACACAACUCUAGUUUAAUAAUGAAAAACAUUACUUUAAAGAUUUUCUUAUUUUUCGGUGGUCUAAAGCAAUCCAUGAUAAAAUAAAGUUUCAGACAGUAGAAUCAUAGAUAAGUGAGAAAUGAACAAUAAUGUGAUAUGUAUCACAUCAUGUGUGCGUUCACACAAUCUAAAAUGCAAUAGUACAUGCAGUAAGUAAACCACUCUUCAAAUGUGCAUGUUUGCACACAUUGACUUUUCAAGAUGGCUGGUAUUUGUACCUGUGGCAAGGCUGAGAUGAGAGGUGGUUUGCUUUUUAAAGAAUGCCUUUCCUUAGGCCAUUCAGAAUACUUGUGAGUAAGAUGAUGAAAAUCACUUCCAGCAGAGUGCAUUGCAGUUUGAGGAAGAAUAUAUUCACCUAAAAAGAGAGUUGAAGCUCAAAUAACUCAUCUCAAAACAACAAUAUUCCUAGAAUAGUUAAGACAACUUCUGAGUAUGUUAUUUAGGUGUUUAACUUGAGUUCUAGACUGUUCUACCAAAAAUAAGUCAUGCAUUGUAUUCCAUUUUCCCAUCAAGUCACUGCAGGGCUUAAGGUUUUUAUCAUAGAAAUUAUACAUACCAUCUUUUUCUGUCAUUCAUUUUUUAAUAUCCAUCUGAGAUAACACUGAGAAGCAAGUGGGACAUAGUGUGAAACUUUCAUUUUUUCAUGCCACAUACCAAGUAUUACUUCAGCCAUUCUACAGCAAUGUAGGUGAAGGAAGACCAAAGUCGCUUAAUAAUUUCAACAGCAUCUGGGGCCGAAACAGUAAAGGUCUGUAAAUAAUAGCACGCUUUGCAGCAUUUACAAAGAGAUGAUGCCUCUGUUAUUCUGUAAGCGUGUGUUAAUGGUUCCUUUUCUUGAUAAUUUACAAUGUGCUUACGUAGGUGGAAUCUGAAGAGGAGGAAACACAAAAGAAGGUGCAUAGGUUUUGUUUGUUUGUUAUUUUUA
Meleagris gallopavo (turkey) is the source of this 4432-nucleotide messenger RNA. The record is from RefSeq and is a predicted model, not a curated record. Lineage: Eukaryota; Metazoa; Chordata; Aves; Galliformes; Phasianidae.